AGCGUCCCGGCCUGUCGCAAUAUCAACACCGCCCUCGAGGCGCUGGCCAUCUCGUAUGCCACCUCGGCACGCUUUUGCUUCAUCUCCGAGCAGGACUUCCCCGAGAAGAAGUCCGCCUUCCACCCGGUGGUGCUGCCCUCGCUGGCAAUCUACCACGGGGGCCAGGUGUCGGUGGUGCUCACUCGCCUGGGAGAUGAGAUCGAUUGCCGGACCCCCUCGGCCGCGGCGCGCGGCCUUGAGGAGUACCUUGUCCGGCAGAAGGUCCUGGACUCGGUUCUGUUCAAGGUCCCGGUCAGCGAGGCCCUUGACCAGGUCCGGGCCCGUGGAGGCGCCGACACCGCCGCUGGCGAUGACGGCGACAGUGCCGAUGAGGCCGAGGAGGAGUCCGUCGGCCGACGGACCCUGCGCCAUGGGUUUGGUCUUGGCAUGGCCAGUGACCGGCGUUAUUGA
Fonticula alba is the source of this 450-nucleotide messenger RNA. RefSeq lists its product as hypothetical. The transcript has a single exon. The record is from RefSeq and is a predicted model, not a curated record. NCBI's taxonomy places the organism in Eukaryota, Rotosphaerida, Fonticulaceae. The annotation marks the transcript as partial.